ACUUCAGAUGAAUUAUAUUUCAAAACUCCUGCUGCUCUGUUGCUUAGCAGGCACAGUUGUUGUGGCCCACGGAGAGCAAAACGAAUCACGCAGACAGGCUUUGAAUCUAUUUCAUAAUAGCGAAGAUCCGGUUGAUAGGUGUUUGGCGGCAUGCUCCUACUGCUUUUCAGCCCACGAUGCGAAACUUCUUUCUUGUGCAAACGAUGUGUGCAUCAGUGGUGUCGGGACGAAUUUUCCAAGGAGCAUCGAAGAGGCUUGCACUCUACUGAUUGCUUAAUCGUCUAACCGGUAGAAAGUUAUAUUUUUGUUUAUGAUGACAAGUGACAUAAA
Messenger RNA from Dicrocoelium dendriticum, 330 nucleotides. The record is from the annotation of a GenBank genome assembly. NCBI's taxonomy places the organism in Eukaryota, Metazoa, Platyhelminthes, Trematoda, Plagiorchiida, Dicrocoeliidae.